GAGCAAAUACAAACAGAAGAUGCUACGGUAAAUAGGAGAGGCACAACCAACGGUUCUGUCCACCUCUCCUUCUACAUGGCGGCGUCGUAGCGGUGACGGAGAAAAAAGAAAUGGCGGGGAAGCACGUUUUUUGUUUUAUGCGUGUGCGUUUGCUCGCAGGCUUCGCGCGUUUAUAGCACCCCUUGUACGUUUGGCCAUCGCGGAUCCGCAGUGGUGUGAUGCGUGGGAGGCUCAAGAAGGAAUCAGUGGCGAAGCGACGCAAACCCCAACGUAAACGACGUGUUAAUCGAAGGGAGUUGCACCCUUCUUUAAUUCGUUCUCUUUCGCCCUUUGCCGUCUGUGUCUGAAAGGGAAGGAGACGAACAUACGUUUCCUUGCUCAUGAAAAUAAUCCACUCUCUCUCCUUCUGUCAUCUCCGUUUCUCAUUCGUAUCCCACUCGUUCAUUCUACCGAGAGCGACGUGGGCGUGUUGGACGCUGCAGUCCCAAUUCGUCGUGAAUUUCCUCUAGGACCUACACGCGCUUCUCUCCUCUCUCUCUCUUUCCCUUUCCACUCAUAUCGGCGAGCGACUUCCACCACGUCCCCCCGCGGGUGCGAGAUGGCGAUCGAAUUUGUCAUUUUGGUGAACAAGCAGGGGGAGACGCGGCUGUCGUACUUUCGCCAUCACAUCGCUCUCGACGUCCGUGUCGCGCUGGAGAGCGAGGCGGCGCGCAAAUGUCUGCACCGGCGGGAGGGCGACUGCAGCUUCGUUGACCACCUCCACUAUAAACUCAUUUACCGCCGAUACGCCUCAUUGUAUUUUAUUGUAGGUGUGGAUAACACACCACGGCAGAGCCCCGUGGCAAGCUACGAUGUAUUCCAAGAAAACGAUCUGAGCAUUAUGGAGUUUAUCCAGGCUGUCAUGGAGGCCUUUGACGCCUACUUUGAGAGCGCCUGUGAGCUGGACCUCAUGUACAACUCCGAAAAAGCGUACUUUAUUCUGGAAGAGAUGCUUGCCAACGGUCGCAUAGCGGAGAUGAAUGCGUACAACGUCUUGCAGCCCAUCUUUAUCAUGGACUCCGAGAACCCUGCUCCGCAGUUCUGA
This is a messenger RNA of Leptomonas pyrrhocoris, 1084 nucleotides long. RefSeq names its product putative clathrin assembly sigma-adaptin protein complex 4. Gene Ontology annotation, cellular component: intracellular membrane-bounded organelle; membrane coat. The transcript has a single exon. The record is from RefSeq and is a predicted model, not a curated record. Lineage: Eukaryota; Euglenozoa; Kinetoplastea; Trypanosomatida; Trypanosomatidae. Bases 599 to 1084 code for a protein of 161 amino acids. Gene Ontology annotation, biological process: vesicle-mediated transport; intracellular protein transport.